AUGACUUCCGAUAGCUCAGCUUAUUUCAAAGAAUGUACGAAUUGGACAGCACUAGAAAAAAUUAUUUUGUUGGAUGAUUUAAAUCGCGUUAACGCUAAGAAGUGUCUCAUUAGAUUUGAAAUACACUCAAUUGUAACUGAUGCUACAAUAACUGAUAUUAAACAAAAAUAUCAAAGCAAAGAAAAUAACGAAGAAUCAGGUGGCUCAAGUUACCAAGAUAAUAAUUCUGAUGGGAACUCGAAGUCACCGGAUGAACGAAUGUCAAAAAGGCAACGUCGAUCGGAAACAACAAAACAAGUUGAUAAUAACGAUCACAACAAUUUUGUUGAAGUAUGUCCAUCUGCCGAAAUUUGUAAGAAAUGUUGGUCGAGAAUAAAUUACUUCGAGUUGGGAGACGAUGAUUUGUCCGAUGACGAAUAUGAAAUAAGGUUGAUCGAAGCCAACCUUGUUAAUAUUAGCUCAAAUCGUUCCCUUACGGAUAAAGAUCUUUUGAAAAUAUUAAAAGAACAGGCAAAAUCUAAUCCAUUCCCAAAUGUCAACAUUACCGGGCUAAAAAAUUGGAUCAAACAAAAUUAUUUGCGUGAUAUCGAUAAUACAUUAUCAAACCUUCGAGCCACCACAGAAAUUAAAGAGUUUGACAAAAACCAAUUCGAUCUUAUAAAACGGAUCCUUGAAUAUAAACUCGCAUUUAAAGGCUGGGCAUGGAAAUCAACUUGA
Messenger RNA from Funneliformis mosseae, 717 nucleotides. Lineage: Eukaryota; Fungi; Glomeromycota; Glomeromycetes; Glomerales; Glomeraceae. The record is from the annotation of a GenBank genome assembly.